Molecule: messenger RNA, 1014 nt
Organism: Ochotona curzoniae (black-lipped pika)
Lineage: Eukaryota; Metazoa; Chordata; Mammalia; Lagomorpha; Ochotonidae
Gene: LORICRIN
Product: loricrin cornified envelope precursor protein
Exons: 2
Coding region: 1-1014 (337 amino acids)
Cellular component (GO): cornified envelope
Molecular function (GO): structural constituent of skin epidermis
Source: RefSeq, a predicted model, not a curated record
AUGUCUCAUCAGAAGAAGCAGCCCACUUCCUACCCUCCCGUGAGUUGCGGGAAGUCCUCCGGAGGCGGCGGAGGCGGCGGCGGGAGCUCCGGAGGAGGCGUCAAGUACUCCAGCGGCGGCGGCUCCUCCGGGGGCGGCUGCUACUCCAGCUGCGGUAGCAGCGGCGGCGGUGGCGGGCACAGCCACAGCUGCGGCGGUGGCCACUCCGGGGGCGGCGGAGGCCACAGCUGCGGCGGUGGCCACUCCGGGGGCGGCGGCUCCAGCAGCUGCGGCGGCGGCUCCGGAGGAGGCGUCAAGUACUACGGCGGCGGCUCCAGCAGCUGCGGCGGCGGCCACUCCGGGGGCGGCGGCUCCAGCAGCUGCGGCGGCGGCUCCUCCGGGGGCAGCGGCGGUGGUUGCUACUCCAGCUGCGGCGGCGGCAGCGGUGGUGGUUCCAGCAGCUGCGGCGGCGGCUCCUCGGGCGGCGGCGGCUCCUCGGGCGGCGGCGGCUCCAGCCAUCCCUACCAAUGCCAGAGCUACGGCGGUGGCUCUAGCGGCGGCGGUUCCAGCUGCGGAGGUGGCAGCGGCGGCUACUCCGGCGGCGGCUCCAGCUGCGGAGGUGGCAGCGGCGGCUACUCCGGCGGCGGCUCCAGCUGUGGCGGUGGCAGCGGCGGCUACUCCGGCGGCGGCUCCAGCUGCGGCGGCUCCUCGGGCGGCAGCGGCGGCUACUACUCCUCGCUGCAGUCCACCCAGUCCUGCUGCGCGCCCCAGCAGAGCUACGGCGGCUCCUCCUCCGGCGGCAGCGGCGGCUGCUAUUCCAGCUGUGGCGGCGGCUCCUCCGGGGGCGGCUCCAGCUGUGGCGGUGGCUCCUCCGGGGGCAGUGGCGGCGGUUGCUACUCCAGCUGCGGCGGCGGCUCCUCCGGAGGCAGCGGCGGCGGCUCCAGCUGCGGAGGCGGCUCUUCUGGGGGCGGCAAGGGCGUCCCGGUGUGCCACCAGACCCAGCAGAAGCAGGCGCCUUCCUGGCCGUGCAAGUAA